AUGGAAGAUCAAAAUGGAGGGGACUAUCAACAUUACCUUAGCCGAAGUCGGGCAGCUCAGAUCUCAGCACACUACAACACCACGACUUCGACAUCGUCAGCUGGCCUAUUCAAGACGCCACAAUUACCUCAACACACCACAUCAAAGUCCAGGGCGCAACCGCUUGCGUACGCCUCAUACCUGGGAGACGAACAUGUCGUGUCGUCACCUCUUUAUGACGGCUAUCACCACGGCGGAUCACCCUCACUGAAUUACAACAACUAUGUGGCCCAUCAACAAUCUCUUUCGCCAUCUUUUGAGAACGCUGAUUUUGUAUACGGCUAUCAGCAAGUUCCUAGAGCGCACAACUCACCUCAUUAUACACAGCACGCCAUGCCAUCGAUGAACAUCUCUUCAUACUAUGGCAUGCCUCAUGCUGCGCAGCCAUUUCCUGCGAGUACAGCUCCCCUUCAUGAUCUGCAUUCAACGACAGCUGGGUCUGGCCUGUACGACACCGUCUCGUUCGAUCACCAAGUAUUCCAAAUAUCAGGCUUCACCGAUACUAGCGACGGCCAUGAUAGUUACCACUCAAAGGGACAUGCUCAACAGUCAGCUAUAGGACAGAAAUACGCUGGUAAUCUAUAUGAGCUGUUCAAUCAAUACCAAGUUCAUACUAUGGAGAUUUUUACACUGGUUAGAGAUCGUCAAUUGAAACCAACAGCAAGCCUACUCCUCCAGAUCUCAAAAUUUUUGAUAGGCAAUGUAGAAGCCCUGGGACUCGAUCGAGAUGACAAAACCCAAUACCAAGAACGACUUAAAUUGUGGGAUACUUUCAACCAAUGCUGGCUGACCGUGUUGCAUUCUCAGCACAAGACGACUCAAAUAAUGGCUCGGACUGGACAGCAGUUGCCGCUCGGACAGUCGACCCUAGACUUCGAUGACCUUGAGGUCCUUGGGCAAGAGAUUGUGCAAUUAUGCGAUGGUAUAGAGAAGACAGGGUUGGUCGACUACCAAAUGGGCGUAGCUGAGGAGCGAAUCGUCGACCUCCUGUUGAAAUGUCUAGACGCAGCGCGUCAGUGCUCGCAAGCUACGCCUUGA
Messenger RNA from Aureobasidium melanogenum CBS 110374, 1077 nucleotides. RefSeq lists its product as uncharacterized. The record is from RefSeq and is a predicted model, not a curated record. The transcript is spliced from 2 exons. Lineage: Eukaryota; Fungi; Ascomycota; Dothideomycetes; Dothideales; Saccotheciaceae. Bases 1 to 1077 code for a protein of 358 amino acids.